AUGUCUCCUUGUCUCAUCAGGUCUGAUCCAGCUCAGCAAUCUGCUCCCAGGGCCCCAGAAGGGGGUGCUCUUGGUGGGGGUCCCCCUGGGCCUCCCCCCAACAUGAGUAGUAACCUUCGGCUGCAGCAGUCCCAGGCCCAGAUGGAGGAGGUGGUGAGCAUAAUGAGUGUGAAUGUGGAGAAAGUGCUGGAUCGAGACAUAAGACUUACCGAGAUGGAUGGCAAGGCAGAGGCACUUGAGGCUGGUGCCUCAGUGUUUAAAACUAGUGCAGGAAAGCUAAAGAGGAAGUACUGGUGGAAGAACUGUAAGAUGAUGAUCAUGCUUGGAGUGAUCUGUGCCAUUGUGAUGGUGGCGAUUGUACGUAAGUACCAUAUAGAAUCUGAAUGGAGGGUCAGGGAGCCCCCAAGUCUUGGAAAAUGCCACCUUCUCCCUUUUGGUUAA
This is a messenger RNA of Emys orbicularis (European pond turtle), 441 nucleotides long. It is a transcript of the gene VAMP1, whose product is annotated as vesicle associated membrane protein 1. The record is from RefSeq and is a predicted model, not a curated record. Gene Ontology annotation, biological process: vesicle-mediated transport; SNARE complex assembly; vesicle fusion. The transcript has 3 exons. Gene Ontology annotation, cellular component: SNARE complex; plasma membrane. The coding region runs from base 1 to 441 and encodes 146 amino acids. Lineage: Eukaryota; Metazoa; Chordata; Testudines; Emydidae. Gene Ontology annotation, molecular function: SNAP receptor activity; syntaxin binding.